AUGACCGCCAAACUCAACAUCUUUGUGCGUGAGGAGAAGAUCUAUACCUCCCUCAACGCAUCUUUCCUUCCCAACAAUAUUCCUCACGAGCCAGUCUGGGACCCCCGGGACGAUCAUGACUCAUCUCCGGACGACAGCACUUCACCCCUCACCACUCGCUGGGCGUAUGCAGCUUGUCCAUGGUUUCCUCUCGUCCCCUUGAAUCCUAACUUUGAUGGUCCCAUAUUUGAGUGUCUGAACCACUCGAUGUUUUCCCUUUACACAGAGGAAAAAUGGCGCGAACUAGAGCAGAAGUUGCUCUGGUGCCAGGAGCUUUUGGGAGCUGGACUCCUAAUUCCAUGGGGCACUGUGCUUCCACGCGCUCCCUCUCAAUAUGGGUACCUAAGGUCUCACUCAGACGCGAAGCUCGCUAAGAAAGUCACACUGAGAUUGCGCAAUGCAUUCCUACUAAUUGCUGCUGCGUGCUCAUGGCACAUCAUGAGCCGUCUAUAUCACAGGUCGAACCAUCCUUGGAUGGCUCUCCUAAUCGACAACCCCAGAUGCCCCAUACCAGCCGAAUGGGUUCACGAAUUAUUGCGUUCGUUUGUCGGAGAUAUAUCGGCCAAAGUUCCACGCACCAGCGUCUUUAUAUCAUCCUCUCAUUGCCCUUGGGAGCUACAGCUCCCUAUAUUCGAACACUUCUCAAUCCCGGUCUGGGUUCACUGCAAGCAGAACAACUCUGUGUUCGACGUGAAGCUGCGUCAUUAUCACCCGCCCAAAGAAGCUGUCACACGUGCAAUUGAGGUGCAGCGCGUAAGUAACAACACCUGGGGUCAGAAUGAUGACGCGUGGGGUAAGCGGGAUGAUGGAACUCAGAGCGGGAGUGCCCUUGGGUGGGAUGCCAAUGCAACUCAGCCCGCCCUUGGAUGGGGAACCGCACCUGAGGCUCCUCAAGUGGAUCCUCGCUUUCCGGCCCCUCAACGACUCAGUGGCCAAAAGUCGGGAGAAGAUUGGAAGACUUUCUUUACGCGGUGCCGCGAGGAAAAUUGGAAGAAGGAGGAAAAAGAAUCCCCUGCUCAACGGCAAUCGCGUGAGAGUCAGGAAUGGGCAGUGAAGAAUCACAGUCUUCCUGGAAAGUCCAGUACGGCCACGGUAUUCAAAUGGCAACCUCAAGACAAGUUUGAGGGCUUUUUAUUAUGCAUCCGCCUCACGAAGGCUGAGGUACCGGGAACUUGGGGGAACUACAGCAACUCUACCAGGCUGUAUGACUCAUUCAGAAAUGAGUGGGACUUGUGUGACCAGCUGGAUCCCACCAGCACCCCCAACAGCGACUGGGAAGGAGCCCCUUCAGUGACAAAUUCUGUAUUAUACGGGCCACCCGACCUACAUAAUAUCCCGUAUCAGAUGGGCCAGCGGACCAUGGGCCCAUGUUGUGUAUAUCCUCGAUGACAACGGAUGGGCCGGGUAACAUAUUAUUUCUGAUGGAGACGGGUGGGCCCAUGCAUGCCAAUGAUAUAUAUAUCCUUGAUGUUGACGGAUGGGCCGGGGGAAUAUGAUCAUUCAUGGAGAUGGGUGGGCCCAUCUGGGUAAUAUGUAGAGUAGGAUAUUAUAGACAGCUGGGCUGAAGAGAGAUGUAAG
This is a messenger RNA of Suillus discolor, 1617 nucleotides long. RefSeq lists its product as uncharacterized. The record is from RefSeq and is a predicted model, not a curated record. Bases 1 to 1428 code for a protein of 475 amino acids. The transcript has 3 exons. Lineage: Eukaryota; Fungi; Basidiomycota; Agaricomycetes; Boletales; Suillaceae.